AUGGCGUCCUCUGAGAGAAACCGGAAGUCCCGCCCACAGGCCGUGGCAACAAAGUGUAGACGCAGCCGCACCAAAUUCACAGAAGAGCAAUUGAAAAUCCUCAUUGAUGCAUUCAACAAAAAACCUUACCCGGGUUAUGCCAUCAAACAAAGACUUGCUUUGGAAGUCAACACUGAAGAGUCUAGGAUCCAGAUAUGGUUUCAGAAUCGAAGAGCUAGGCACAGGUUCCUGAAAAGACCUGAGAAGAACUUAGACUUAAGACAAGACCGAGCUUACCCUGAAGAGAACAUUCAAGGUGUGAGAGACAGACGAUGUCGUACCAGCUAUACUUCUUCCCAAUUACAAACUCUUAUGAAUGCGUUCAUGGAAAACCCUUAUCCUGGGAUUGAUUCCAGACAGCAACUUGCUGAAGAUAUUGGGGUUCCAGAGUCAAGAGUCCAGAUUUGGUUUCAAAACCGAAGAUCUAGACUCCGUAUCCAGAAGAAAAGAGAACCCGAAGAAGGUUCAGCCCAAGGACAAAACCAGGGACGAGAUCUCUGA
Orcinus orca (killer whale) is the source of this 540-nucleotide messenger RNA. RefSeq names its product double homeobox A (gene DUXA). Gene Ontology annotation, biological process: regulation of DNA-templated transcription. Gene Ontology annotation, molecular function: DNA binding; DNA-binding transcription factor activity, RNA polymerase II-specific. The record is from RefSeq and is a predicted model, not a curated record. NCBI's taxonomy places the organism in Eukaryota, Metazoa, Chordata, Mammalia, Artiodactyla, Delphinidae. The transcript has 5 exons. Bases 1 to 540 code for a protein of 179 amino acids.